CUACUACGAAGGAGCACUCAUACAACUCAACUUGUUUGUUUUCCUUUCCACCAUUGACCAGCAGCUUCGAAUAUCGCGGUUCAGUAAUAAUCCCAUUUAAUCAAGUAAAGAAUGGCACCGCGUAAAGGUAAAGUGAAGGAAGAACAACCAGUCGUUGCGCUCGGCCCGCAAGCUUUGGAGGGCGAAAAUGUUUUUGGCGUCGCUCACAUUUAUGCAAGCUUCAACGACACAUUCGUUCAUGUCACAGACUUAUCAGGAAGGGAGACGAUUGCGAGGGUGACUGGGGGCAUGAAGGUGAAGGCGGACAGAGACGAAGCCUCCCCCUAUGCGGCCAUGUUGGCCGCUCAGGACGUUGCAGAAAAAUGCAAGCUGGUGGGCAUCACAGCCCUUCACAUCAAGCUCAGGGCCACUGGAGGGACCAGGACAAAGACUCCGGGACCUGGGGCCCAGUCUGCCCUCAGGGCGUUGGCCCGCAGUGGAAUGAAGAUUGGCCGGAUAGAGGAUGUGACGCCCAUUCCAUCGGACAGCACUCGAAGGAAAGGAGGUCGCCGCGGCAGACGUUUGUAAAAUGUGAAAUUAAUAUUAAAAAAAAACAGAAAACGUUA
Messenger RNA from Uloborus diversus, 605 nucleotides. Its product is annotated as 40S ribosomal protein S14. The transcript is spliced from 5 exons. Gene Ontology annotation, cellular component: cytosolic small ribosomal subunit; ribosome. The record is from RefSeq and is a predicted model, not a curated record. Lineage: Eukaryota; Metazoa; Arthropoda; Arachnida; Araneae; Uloboridae. The coding region runs from base 112 to 567 and encodes 151 amino acids. Gene Ontology annotation, molecular function: small ribosomal subunit rRNA binding; structural constituent of ribosome; mRNA 5'-UTR binding. Gene Ontology annotation, biological process: maturation of SSU-rRNA from tricistronic rRNA transcript (SSU-rRNA, 5.8S rRNA, LSU-rRNA); ribosomal small subunit assembly; translation.